AUGCAAGCGAGAUCUGCAAUAUCUCUAUCUCCAAACUUCAACACUCGCGUCGCCGGAAUCUCGGCGCGGGUGGCCGGAGAAAUCGCUUCCGAUGGAUUUCGCGACGAAUUACGUGCGGAGGGAGAAGAGAAUUGGAGAUUCCUAGAGAGAGAGGAGACUGGAAAUACUGUAAUUCCGGGGGAAGACGGCGGCGAGGAUAGCGAAUUCGAGUUCUCCUUCGCGGGGAGAGGCUCCGAGAUGCCGUCCCCUGUCUCCGCGGACGAGAUCUUCUGCAACGGCCAGAUCCGACCCGUUUACCCGUUUUUCAACGCGGAUUUGUUUCCGAAUCGAGUCGGAUUUGGGGGAAGAGACGAGGAGGAGUGCGGCGUCGGUUCUACCGUACGGAUGCCGUUGAUGAAGCUGUUUAUCGAGGAAAGGGAACCGGCGAUGGCGGCGGCGGCGAUGGCGGCGGCGGCGGCGAUGGCGGCGGCGGCGGCGACGUCGGGCUCUUCGUCGGAGGCGGACGAGCUGGACGGAGUUCCGGCGGAUACGUACUGCGUCUGGCGGCCGAAGGAGGCGGCGGCGGAGGCGGAGGUGCGAUGCAGGAAGAGUAGCUCCGUCGGCUCGAGGUCCAAGCGGUGGAAAAUCGGAGACCUUCUGCGCAGGAGCCACAGCGAUGGAGGUAAGGACCGUUUUUUGGUCUUUUUGAGCCGCGGCGGUAGCUGGAGAAAGGCGGAUGAAGGGGAGGACAAAGUCAAAAUCGCCGGGAAAGUGAGGCCUGCGGCGUGUCGUUCGCCGCUUGGUAAUCGGGACGGCGGUGAAAAGAGGCGGUCGUACUCGCCGUACAGACAGGAUUUUUUGGGCCUUUUCGCCGGUGCAAAUGGGCUGAGUAAAAAUUUGCAGCCGUUUUAA
Striga asiatica is the source of this 891-nucleotide messenger RNA. The record is from the annotation of a GenBank genome assembly. Lineage: Eukaryota; Viridiplantae; Streptophyta; Magnoliopsida; Lamiales; Orobanchaceae.